Molecule: messenger RNA, 3486 nt
Organism: Hemibagrus wyckioides
Lineage: Eukaryota; Metazoa; Chordata; Actinopteri; Siluriformes; Bagridae
Gene: gjb9a
Product: gap junction protein beta 9a
Exons: 3
Coding region: 2167-2973 (268 amino acids)
Biological process (GO): cell communication
Cellular component (GO): connexin complex
Source: RefSeq, a predicted model, not a curated record
UCAGCCAAAGGCUUUGAGAUUUUCAUUUAGGUGUAUGUUCUCAGAGCAGGUUUGACUGGAUUUUUAUUCAUAUGCAAUGACAGUCUGAGGCGAGGAGCCGUGUUCACCUUCAGCAUAGCUCUGGCCUUGUUCACGGGCAGGGAGCCUGGAGUCUAUCCCAGGGGACUCGGAGCACAAGACAGGGGACAUCCAGACAGGGGGCCAACCCACUACAUGGCUCUCUCUCUCUCUGUCUCUCUCUCUCUCUCUCUCUCUCUCUCUCCAUAACAUCCACCAAACAAGUUCAUUCCUAUUAUCAAUUAUGUUGAUUUAUGAUAAGUUAUUAAUAGUCGUUCUCUCACAGCCCCUCUUUUUAGUCUCUUUCGUACAGUUAAUAAGGCAAAACAUGCAGCUCAUGUCAUGUUACUGAGAAACCGUGAAGCCAUCUGUCUCAAAGUGAUUUUCAUGAGGAAGUUUCAUAUGGAAAUCUGUUCCAGUACACUGGAAACUUAAAGCAAGCUUUCAUCCAUCUCAGCUCACAAAACAGUAACUGGUGUCUAUAGUGGCUGAACAGCAGGGGAAAUACUUUACAGAGUGACAAAUCUGUCCUGUUUUCUAUGACUCCUGGAUGAUGACUUCACCUUUUCUGUUAAACCGCUUCACAAAGACAUGCUCAUGUGGGUUCGGAUCAUAUACCUACAGAGCCUCUGAAGUGAAAUGAUGGUUAUUUUUUCAAUAAAGCGGCCACAAAUGAAUGUAUCAAGGCCAUAAGGAAAUAUUUGAGGCCAAAUUAUGAUGACUGACUGGACCAAAACAAAAGUCUGUUGAGAAUUUGCACAGCUAAUGAUAUCACUACAUCCAUAUCUCCAGUCUUGUUCCAAGAUUUAAGUAUGCAUUUCUUUCAUUUUCUCUUUCUCAUUCGUUGCGCAGCAUGCAAAAGUUUGUGCACCCCAGCUGAUUUUUUGAAACGUCUGCAGUUAUUUAUAAAAAGGAAAUAUCAUUUUAAUGCAUAUUUUAGUACACAGAUACUUUAUUAAAUGAAUAUAAAAAAAUAUGUGGGGGAAAAAAAAUGAUUGCAACUGUGGUGUAUACAAAAUUUUGUGCUCAGAAUUUAGUCUAAUUUAUCUUAUUAUGCCUUAAUUGACUCAUUAGGAAUCAUUGUGCCUCAUUAGGCAAGAGGCUCAAGAAUUGUCAUUAGAAAGACCAAAUUCGGAGCAAAAUAAAAUCUUGGGCUUACUUAGCCGCACUGAUCAUGAUCUGCAUGGAAGAGUAAUCAGAAGGAAACCUUACUUGCUUCCAAAUCUUUAGGAAUUAUCCUCACAAUCCCCUGAUUUGAACAUCGGAAAGUCUUAGACCUCUCGAAGACUAGGCAGAGUGUGUGAAAAUACGCUUUUGAUGCAGAGCGAAAAGUCAUUGGGAUAGGGGUGCCUAAACUUUUGCAUACAACUAUUGAAAAUUAAGGAAUAAGGAAUUUUAUGGAUUUUUGUUUUAAAAACAGCAUAUAAAGUAGUUUACCUGUCAUCUUCUUUAUUGUCUAUGCCUCUUCUUGCCUCUUCCCUCUCUGAAAUCUUCAUUGUGUUUUGUCGUCCGGAGCCACAUAUAUAACUGUUUUCGAAAGUAAUAGUAUAUUUUGAAGAAUAAGUGUUGUGUGGAAAGUUUUUGGAAAGAAGUGGAAAAUGUGUUCAAAGCAGCGACAGUGUUUAUACUUGUCAAAGAAACUUGUAUUUACAUGCAAUCCAAUUUGCAAACACAUUUGAAAUGAACUAAUGUGCCAAGCUGUGUGUUUGUACUAGAGGUGUUACUUAAUAGAAUUAUUAUUAUUAUUCCGAACAAACAGACAAUAAUCUUCUAUACAGUCGUGAAUUUUGCACGUGGUUGAGGCUAGGGCAUCUGAACAAAAGAAAAGACAAUGGUGUAUUACAUCAUCCUUGGUAAUCGCCUGGUCAAGGACAGGAUGGUUUACGGUUUUUCCUACUAAUUUGUUUAUUUUUUGGAAAAUAGAACAGAAUUCAUUUGAGAAUAUCAGACAGGAACAAAUUGGUGUGGCUGCAGGUUGUCAGUCUAAUCAACAGGAGACCGGUUUAAUCAGUGGGCUUUAAAUAGACCGGAUAAGGUGUGGCUAUUGCUUGGUUGGAAUGAAUACCUGCACCCACAAUGAGCCUUUCCGGGUAUUGACACAGAUUGGGGAUGAACUGGUCAGCACUGCAGAGCCUCCUCAGUGGAGUGAACCAAUACUCCACUGCUUUUGGUCGUGUUUGGCUGUCUAUGGUGUUUGUGUUCAGAGUGUUGGUGUUUGUCGUAGCAGCACAGCGCGUUUGGGGCGACGAUAGCAAAGACUUUGUGUGCAACACAAGGCAGCCUGGCUGCACCAACGUGUGCUACGACAGCAUCUUUCCCAUCUCCCACAUCCGCCUCUGGGCUUUGCAGCUUAUCUUCGUCACCUGCCCAUCCCUCUUGGUGGUGGCUCACGUCAAAUUGAGAGAAGAGAAGGAUAAAAAGUACAUGAAACACCAUGAGGGUGAACAUCUGUACCCCCACCCAGGAAAAAGGCGUGGAGGGCUUUGGUGGACAUACAUGCUCAGCCUUUUGUUCAAAGUGGGAUUCGAUUGCACCUUCCUUUACAUCCUGCACUACAUCUAUAACGGCUUUGACAUGCCACGUCUCUCCAAGUGCUCACUGCCGCCGUGUCCGAACACGGUGGACUGUUUCAUCUCACGGCCUACAGAAAAGAAGAUCUUCACCAUCUUUAUGGUGGCUACGUCUGCAUUUUGCAUCCUGAUGUGCGUGUGCGAAAUGUGCUAUUUAAUUGGAAAGAAAAUAUACAAACGCAUACUCAAGCAAAAGAUUCCUGAAAGGGCGCAUUAUGAGCACCACGAUGUUACAGAUCAUGCAAAUCACGGACCGAAACAUAGGAUAGAUCCUACACUCAUCAGUGUGGAAAACCUCACUCUGUUAAAACAAACGGAGACAUCCCCUGAAAAAAGUGUCAUUUAAUGAGGGGUCAUUGUCCUCCUGAACUGUAAAUCUAUUCAAUGAACCUCAAUGAAUGAGUCGCUGAAUUUUAAGCCUGUGUUGAAUAUACAUAAAUUUGGAUAAGAGUGAUGAACACAUUAGGGGAGAAUUGGUUCACCAUUUAAAUCACAUAAUUUGAUGAGAAGAGAUCUUGAAAUUAAAGCAUUUUUACUAGGCAAAUAAUUCAUCACAAGAUUCAAAGUUAAAGAACCGAGAACUUUCUGUAACCUUUGAGUCUUGGGAAGUAUUGUUAGACUGGUUAUUUCCAAUGCAUUCAUGACUCAUGACUCACUCAUGUGAUUCAUUCAGUUCGUCAUUUGUCAUUGGGGUUCGUCAUUUGCGAUCAUAUUACUGCUGUUUCCGCAAUCAUAAAAUAACUGAAAGGAUACAACUUUUCUAAUGUUGCUGAUCACCCUGGAUACCGUCUCCGUCCAGUCUGAACGAUUUCACCAUGAAGAACGGACUAAAAAAAUCAAGACAAUUUGGAUCCAGGUG